AACACUGCUCCGAGUUCCGUUCGCCAACGGCGGAGACGCAUACGGGGCUGUAAUCGUGUAUAGAGACGAAGGGGUGAAACGAGGAAGAGGAUAGGAAAGGGGAGCUACGCGCUCGUGACAAACGCAGUAUCGUCUCGUGUGGUGCUUGUGAACGAUCACCGUUCAUCGUUAUGAUUAUCAUAGUUAACGCCAGAAGGCUAGAAUAAAAGUUUAAAGGAGACAACACGUGGGCCAUGCCAGGAGCAGAAACAGAGUGGUGACCUAAAACUCAUCCUCGGCACUGACCCUCGAUGCUUACGCUACGGCUGGUGUCGACUCAUUUCUUGAAGCAGCCAUAGGCAGUGCCCUUCGCCUUAGAGAAAGGGCUCGAUGCGAUGUGCCGUGAUAGGGACAUGAACCCAAAACUAGUCGAAUUAAAUGAUCUCUUUUUAAUGUCAUAUUGGUUGCCAACGUCGGUUUAAAAAGUUGCUCGAGAGAGUUCUGUGCGCGCGCGGUAAACACACGAAGGACCUAUAUACAUAUAUGUACUUCGCCCCCAGUCUCUUGUCUACAUCGAGAAUUUCGCGUUUAUACCCGUCCCUUUCUGAUUUUCGUCAUUCGUUUACACCCCACGCGUCGUUCCUUGCCCUCUUUGUUCGUUCGGUGACUCGAGGAAUCAAAGUGAUCGUAGAUUAAUAACGUGAUAACGAGCCCAACGAAAUCAUUGCCCCGUGCAAGAUUACCGCACGAGAGAGUGACUUAACGAAACAAACACAGUGAUAUAAAUGAAGAAAAAGAUCGAUGUUCAUUAAAGUUAGCAUCGUUGGAUAAGAUAUCCUGCUCUACUUAUCUUCGUGUGCUCGAGGAAGACACACGAGAGCACCUUUUCAUCUAACACACCCCUGGCAAAUAGAUUAGAAGGAAGAACAAACAAAAGCAAGAGGAGGUCAUUCGAAGUAGCAUUCAGGCUGAACACUAUUUACCUAAACCUGUGGAAGGUUGCGAGAGAGUGCAUUUUGAAUAAAAAAAUAGAAAAAUGGGGGUUUGUCAAUUUGAUCAGUGCGGCGGCGGUGGCACGCGGUGUAGACAAAGUGGGAUGAGACGUCCUCAGCAAGAACACCAUCACCAUCUCCACAAUAAUCAUCACGAUCAUUAUCAACACAACCACUAUCAUCAUCAUCAUGGAUCCUCGACAAGUCCUACGCGUUGCCGACAAGGCCACGAAAAGGACGAGUCACGUUUAGCAAAAGUGAAACGCGUUCUGGCAGUAUCGUUGCUGGGCCGUAACGCAGGAUCAUCGAGGGUUUUUGGCGCUCGAUUAGAUUCGAUCGAGCCAUACCUCGACACCGGUGUGCCCUUCGUGGUGCACCGGUUAUGCAGUUACAUCGAGAAUUAUGGAUUUCAAAGCGCAGCCGUGUUUCGUCUCUCGGGUGGAAGCCCGAGACUGGCGGAAAGGUUGAGGGCUACCUUCGAGAGAAGAGGAGAUGCCGAUUUGGAAGCUGCUGCUUGUCCUCCAACUGCGGCGACGCUUCUACGGCAAUACCUGAAAGAAUUGCCCCAACCCGUCGUACCAUCAUCGCUUGUGGCUAGAUUAUUAUCCGUUCAUGCUCAACAUUACGCUAACGAUCAUGACCAUUGGAUCAGUUUAACGAAAGAACUUCUGUCGACUCUACCAACUUCUCAUUACCGUUUGCUUGGUUACUUGAUUCUGUACUUAAGCAAAUAUGAAGCUAAACACGGACGUAGCGCCGGCGUUUGCGGUGUGUUUGCCCCUGUGAUUCUACCUCAUGUUCCACCCGCCACUACUCUUCUUCGCGACAUCUUGGCCGAGGCAUCUGCACUCUUUCCGAAUUGUACUCGUGACAACGUGGUGAACGGCGUGAUCCCCGCGAGUGAUUGUAAGAUUUGCAACGACUCACAAAACGAGCCGAAAGAUUCCGAGGGCGCGUCUCUACUUUGCGCGCUGAAACCGCGUAAGCGUAAGGAACGUCACGAGUCCUGCUGUCAAGAACGGAAAUUGAUCAGAAGUAGCAGCGAGGAGCGGGUACUCGAAAGUCCCACUGAAACCGCAGACACGAUUAGACGCGUGAGCAGCCACGAGGAUUUCAACAGCGAGGAACAUUUACAUAUUUUAUCUCAACUUGGACAAGACAUGGGUCACGGAGUGAAGUGCGGGAAUCUUCCCUUGCACGAACGGACGAAUGUUUCGCCCGUAUCUAAGAAAACUCCGCCGAUUUCAUCGCCCUGCGAGACAGCUCUAGAAACGGAAAAAUUCGAAUGCGAUGCCGAGAAGUUGAGAAGUAGCGAACGGUUUAGUCGAAGCAUCACGCCGAGAGGAAGAAGGCAGGCACGAAGGAGGAGAGUGCAUAAAAUUGCAGACGCCGAAAAUUCGAGCAAGGAAAAUGAAGAAGAAAUUGAUAACAUUUAUGCGUCAUCGAGCCCUGGUAGUUGUAACAGUUCUCCGGCACAAAGUUUCUUGGAAAUGUUGAGCAGCGGUCCGAGUCGAUCGCCAUCACCUGCUCGACCGCCAACAAUUGGUCAGGAAGAUGUAUAUAACCCCGGCUUAACCAAUUGGGCUUUUCAACGGCAGGAGAGUGAUGAGGCUGCUGAUGCGCGAGUGGAAGCCAUGCUUUCUCCACGAAACUCUUUAUUGUUACCCAGACGCUUUUAUUCCGAGAAUGAAAUGCCAUCCAGCGGGCCAAAUGUUGCGGAGCGCGGUUUGAAAAAUUUGACGAAGCACAUAAACGGCUUGAAGAAAAAGAUAAAGAAAUACGAAGACGAAUUCGAGGAGAACUUUGGUUAUCGACCUAGUCAUUCCGAUAAAAUGAGUAACAGGGAUAUAAAAAGAUUGUGUACAGAGCUGAACAAAUUGCGGAAGGAGCACAAGAUGUUAAAAGAAGACCCGGUUAGCGCGUUAAUAGCUAACGCAAACAACAAAACAAGGACAACUAAUGGUAGCCCGACGAAUAAUAAUAAUAGUCAAGAGAAGUCCAGGGCAAUAUCGAUGGAAGAAAUGGUAAAGGAAGUAGAGAAGAAACUUAGUGAGAAGAGGAUAAAAUAUAACAGAUCCGAAAAUAUGGAGGAAUUAUCUUACGAACAGCUGAUAGACGAAAAGACUGCUGUUCAAAAAGCUUUGCUCCAUAUCGAAAACACUUUCGGAAGACCAGUUUCUAAGGAAGACAGAACUGUUGUGCGACCUUUGUAUGAUAAAUAUAGGACUUUGAAGAGAUUACUUAUUAGAGCAGGAGUGACCAAAAAUAAGGAUAGUAUUUCAGAAUUAGCUACUAUUUUGGAGCACGAAGCAAUGGAUUUUACAUCAUCCAAUUUACCUAAUAACACAUCCGACACAGAAAGAAGAGCGAGCGAGCCUGACAUGUCACAUAGAGGUAUUUUGGAUUGUAUAGACACAACAGACCAAUUACCAACCGACAGUGAUAGCCAACACAGUAGUAGCGAGGGGAGCCGUAGUAACAACGAAAUUCUUCACGCGCUUCCACAGGAAGAACUGUUGAUCCAACAAAAAGUGACUAGAGAAGAGAAAAAGCGAUUGCGACGAGCGUUGAAAGAAUUAGAAGCACAAUUCGAAGCUCGGGCCGGGCGCAGAAUGAUAAGGGAAGAUCGUGGUCCGCAGGUUACAACAGUUUAUGAAUCAUAUAAACAGGCUAAAGCAAAACUUCGAUUGAUCGAUGCCCUGCUGGCUAAAAAUGCUUGACGCAGUAUCUAAUCGGCUGUCUUAACGUCUACAUGCAUUUGACAACCAGAAAGUCUCGAGAAUAUUGUGUAAAACAUGCGCAGUGAUUAUUAAACAGUCGAUAACUCAUACAACAUUGAUACAGUUAUAAAUAAUGGCUACUAUGCAAUAGGGAUGUCCGAAAGAAAAUAUUUAAAGGAAGUGACAUUUAUUAAAAGAUAGUACGUACGAUAAAUUAAAGUUUAUCCAAGAAUCAAAAUACUUUGAGAGAAGAACGAAGAAGCCAUCUAGUUACAGUGAUGAGGUAUUUUGAAAAACAAUUUCGUUCAUUAUUAUUUAAUAUUUCGUUUUGAUAAAUUCUCUUAAAAGACAUAUUAUAAAAUUAUAUUAAAACGAUAAUAAACGAUACAAUUAGUACCAGGAUAGUAAUUUGAACUGUAAACAUUAAUAGGUAGAAAGUAAUAUUGGUCAUCUUGUUAUAAACAAUCUGCCAUUUUGCACUUGUAUUACUUUUCUUGGAACACUCGAGAUAUCAAAUUCGAUGACACAAGGAAACGUGUUUUGCAUGAUUAUUGUAAAGUCUGACUAUUUACACGAGUAAGAACAUCAAGUAACAGAGUAUUAAAGAAACAAAAAUUAUCACUGACUUGCUCCAGUGAAAGUUUUGUACAUAUUUUUUUACCAGUGUUACAAAAUUCUUAAACUUAUUCCUAUUUUAUUAUAUUAUUUCCAUAAAUACGCAUAUAUAUACAUAUUGAUAUAUACUGUGUUGUAAUAAAAGAGCAAUGUUUCAUAUUUUUCUACGUUUACACAUUUCUUUGUGUUGAUUAAAUAUCGAAUAAAAAACAGAGACAUGUAUCUUACUCUAAAUUAAGGCAAACGAGCAGUUAAAAAACCGUAAUCCAAAACAUCUAAGGAAGGACUAUGAUGAAUAAUGAAAUCAAUUCCACAAUAGAAAUGAAUGUAUAACAAGUAUAUAUCUAUAACUACAUUAUAUUAAUUUCCUUUGUUUAAGAGACAUUGUGUACUCACAUAUUUGAAUUCCAGCAAUUAACUACAUCAUUUAUAUUUUUCCAUUUUGAUUACUGUUGUUAAUCUCUUUUUAUAUAAUGUAACGUAAAAUAUUUUUUUUCAUUAAACCGACACGUCGAACGAAACUACAGGAGGCAAAUAGUUAGUAUAUAAUUUAAAGUAAAAGCAAUAGAUUUAUUUAUUUUAUCGUUAAAACAAUGAUCAAUAGAUUUACAGACAGGACACACCUGAGAGUAAAGAACGAAUCUGUGGGGUUAUUCAUAAUAUAAGUACCUUUUAAGAGAUAUCACAUGUUAUAAUUGUAGAGUACUAUAAAAUGUUACAGUCUUAUAGCUGUAUUAAACAUAUUCAUUGAAUGCUCGUUAAUUCUUUUUGUUUUAUAUUUGUGCGAGUAACGUUUUAAGGCGAUCAUAACGUAAUGCAGGUACAUAUGUAUAAUUUAUAUACUCAGUAGAUUUAAAGUUGAACUUGACGCGUUUUAAUCGAAGGUGCUAUAGCUUAUGUUUAAAGUGUAUCAAAUUAAACAGAAAAGAGUGCUUUGCGAGUUUGACGAGCAUGGAAAUACGCUAAAGAGGAUCGCGUUUCUCAUUUUGGUAAUAGUACGUAUGUCAACAAUUAAAAUAAUGAUGUAGGAAAUAUCUUAUAAAUUAUCUUAGAUAUGAUUUAACAGUCUUGAUUAAUAUUACAUAGAUCGAUGUUCGAAUUUUCAGACCGAUUAUAAAAGAAAAAUGCUGAGAAUUAUAUGCGUAAUUUCAAUUGGUUCCUUGCAACAUGUUUUAGUUGAAUUUUUAUUUCCCUUUUUGAUUAAAAAGAAGUUGUAGCGAUCCCAGCUUUUAUCAUUAAUUUAUUUUUGCACUUCUACCGAGAAACUAGUUUCCUUUGAACGUUUUGAUCUUGACGUCUGUUAAAAAUUUAAACGCUGGCCGACGCGCGGAAUAAACGAAAAAGAAAGAUAAGAUACGAUUCUUUAGACUUAGACCAAAGCAUCAUUUAGUCUGUGAUAUAAUAUGAGAGGUAUAUUGCUUGUGUUAACAUGGGAGAGCGUGUGUGAAAAUAUUUUUGAUUUUUUCUUUUUGUGGGAACGAUUUCUUGAAGUGAAGGAAUGUUUUUUGGCUGUAUCCUUCGUAGAAGGUAAUCGAGAUCGAUAGAUCUGUUUAAAAGAUCGUAAAAACAAAAGUAGUAAAUUAAGUAAUGUUCACAUUUUUUUGUAAAAAGAACCAACACACAGAAAACAACAAAAAUUGAAGUAAAAUAUCGAAGAAUGAGAAGGACUCCGGUAAUUUAAUUGAAUGCUAGUUUCAUCGUAUUUUUUAAUUGUUUAAAAGGUAGUAGUUUAUCUAUGUGAUUUUCUCCUACGUUUUCUAAAUCAUUAUUCAUACAGUUGUAUUCCUAACAGAACUCAUUUUUAUAUCAAAUAUCACAGAAACAUCUCAAGUCGAUAAAUCUUAAAUGUAGAGGCAUUCGUCACAAUAGAAGAAAAAGAGUACUGCCUUAAAAAUGAUAUAACAUUUUCUAUUAAUGUCGAUUAAAAAUAAAUUGUUAUAAAUCCUAUGAAGGAGAUGUAUUAAUUGCUUAAGAAAUAAAUAUUUUCGUCGUUUUAA
This is a messenger RNA of Ceratina calcarata, 6303 nucleotides long. RefSeq names its product protein FAM13B. The record is from RefSeq and is a predicted model, not a curated record. Gene Ontology annotation, biological process: signal transduction. The transcript is spliced from 12 exons. Lineage: Eukaryota; Metazoa; Arthropoda; Insecta; Hymenoptera; Apidae. Bases 1016 to 3691 code for a protein of 891 amino acids.